Molecule: messenger RNA, 4398 nt
Organism: Trichoplusia ni (cabbage looper)
Lineage: Eukaryota; Metazoa; Arthropoda; Insecta; Lepidoptera; Noctuidae
Gene: Xpc
Product: DNA repair protein complementing XP-C cells homolog
Exons: 10
Coding region: 166-3807 (1213 amino acids)
Biological process (GO): nucleotide-excision repair; mismatch repair
Cellular component (GO): nucleotide-excision repair factor 2 complex; cytoplasm; nucleus
Molecular function (GO): single-stranded DNA binding; damaged DNA binding
Source: RefSeq, a predicted model, not a curated record
UUCAUGCCUUGAUUUGUUAUUGGAGGCGCGUCGUCUGUCGGCGGUAUAUAUAUUUGUGUACUUACCAGCCAAGGUUACAUUAUCUUUUUUUUACUAUUGUGCUGGUGAUCGUUGAGAUACCGCCAUUUCAUUUAUUAAGUAACAACUUGGUUAAAUUAGUAAAUCAUGCCUACUACUAGAAAGAAAGUGAUUAAAACUGUGUAUAAAGAUGAUGAUAGCGAAGGUGACGAUGACUUCAGUGAUUCUGGUUCAGACGCGAAGUUUUCUGCUGAAGGAGAAUCCAGUUCAGGAGAUGAUUUCGAUGAUUCUAAAAGCCAAAACAACCCUAAACCAACAACUUCGAAGGCGGUAAGAAAAAAGCCGAAAUUCGCAAAAGAUUUGGUUCGUAAAAUAAAUAAACAGUCUUCUGAUGAAAAUGUGGAUGUUGAACCAGCAUUAUUUUCCGUAAAAGACCUGACAGAGGCAGAUAAAUUACUACCAUCAAUCCUCAAUCUAUCAGAAAGUGACAGUAGUGAUGAUGAGUCUCCCAAAAUCUCAAAUAAGAAACAAAUCACUUCAGCACAACAUUCAGAACCUGAGAAACAUGAGAGUGACAAUGAAAGUAAAAUGGAAUAUCAAGAUGUCUGGUCAAGCAAUAUCCAGGAUGACAGUGAAGAAAUUGCCAAAAAGACAUUUAUUGAACUUGAAAAACAUAAAACAAGAAUUGAAGAGACGAAAAUGUCCCUUCAGAAUUAUACACAGAAAAUGAAUAAAGAACAAGAAUCUGAUGUCAAAGAUCUUUUGGCUAUGGGCGAGGAAGUACUGCCUCCAGAAACAGAAACUGUUAAAGUUAAGAAGAAGAAGACAAAAAAACAGAAAGACGAUAGUGAUUCUGAAAUUGAAGACUGGGAAGAAGUUAAAGAAUCAAAACCAGCAUCACAACAAGGUAUCCAACUUUUUGUUGAAUUCCCUGAUGCUUGUGCAAGAAAGCGUAAAACGGUUGAUGUUGAGAUGAUGAUGAAGAGAAAAAUCAAUAGAGUCAAGAAAGAGUAUCAAGUUUACAUGCAUAAAGUACAUGUUUUGUGUUGGUUAGGCCAUGGUAACUUCGUUAGUCGAGUUCUAAAUGAUCAAGAGCUCAUGGCGGCUGCAUUAUCUAUAGUCCCAUCAAAAGAAUGCUAUCCAGGGCAAAGAGUCGACAUGAAGUAUGUUGAACAAAUAACAAGCUGGUACAAAGAUAAACUUACUCUAAAACAAGACAAAAAUGAAGACAAAUUCAAACCAAAACAAUUACCACUCAAGGAACUUCUCCUAGAACAAAUGCAAAAACGAGUUGUGACAACUAGAAAAUACUUAGUUUUCAUCUUGGUUACGAUGUUACGUGCAUUAGGUCUUCAAUGUCGUGUUAUGUUCAAUUUUGUUACACUACCAAUUAAACCUCCCAGUUCCGAAUUGUGUUCACUGUCAACAAAAGCAAAAGACGAAAAGGCUAGCUCAGGCAAGUCGAAACAACUGACCACCGAUAAGAAGGACGUGAAAAAAGAAGUUAAAGAGGAGGUUAAGGAGGAAAAAGAAAAGGCCACUACUCCAAGUAGUUCGAAAACAAAACAACUAAUAAUACCUCAGUUAGAUGGGAAUUAUGAUAGCUGCUUUUUUAGUGAUGAUGAUGAGAAUAUAAUGCAAGUGGAUGGAAAUGAUGAUCCUGCACCUAGCAGAACGAGAAGCACAAGAACUUGUAAAAGAAGUAAGGCAACCGACAAUGCAAAGGAAGAAGACGAAGGUGUAUCUCCUCCUAAGGUACCGAAAAAAACUUUAGGCACUGCAUCUCCAAAGCCAACUAAAAAACAGGAGGAUAGCAAAGUAGAAAAGACUACAAGAACGCGGAAAGGAAAAGUUGAAAAUGAAACUGUGAAAGAAAAAGGUGUGGUUAAAGAUAUAAACAAAAAAGAAAGCAUUAACACUGAAAAAACUGCCAAACUUACAACUCGAGCACAAAAAUUAAAUGCUGAAAGCAGUAACAUAUCAUUAAAAAAAGAAAAAAGUCCAAUUAAGGAACCUAGUGUUACCACUGCAAGAAGUAGCACAAGAAACCAAGUAAAUAUUAAAAAUACUAACAGUGAAAAUAAAAUAUCAAGUAAAAGCAUACCAAGUAUAGCGGUGACAGAUGAAAAUGCUAAAGAAGUGUCAAGCAAGUUCUUUGAAGAUACUUCCGCAAAGAAAAAGCCAAGACUCUCCAGACUGCGCUCACAGACAACUAAUCCAGCUGCUUCAAAAUCUAAAAUUGAAGUUAAAGAAAACGUUAGUAAUGCAAAAACUAGAACUAAAAGCGCCCCGGGGACUGCAGUGGAAAAAAGUAAAUAUUUCGACAAAGAGUCCCCUAAAAAAGUUACGCCAAGAAAAACCGCGAAACAAAUUAAGGACGAAAUAAAAGCUGAGAAUAGUCAAAGAGUGAGUCAUAGAGAUCUCACUAAAGCUCAGAAAGUUAAAAAUGAUGUCACUAACGAUCUUGUUGAUAUUAUUAAAACAAGGAUCAAAGUAGCUAAAACUGCUGCCAAACAGAAAAUUGUAAAAGGAAAAAUUAAAAAAGAAUCUGACGACGAUAGUGACUUCUUACCAGAAGAGGAUCCCAAAGGGCUUGAAAGUGAGGAUGAUUUUAAACCUUCAAAAAUAAGCCCUAAGCCGGGAACAAGCAAGCGUAUUGACCGACGUGUAUUGUCAUCUGUCUCUGAAGAAUCGCCAAAAAGCAAGAACCGAAUAGAUGUCUGGUGUGAAAUUUAUGUUGAGGAGCUCGAACAAUGGAUUUCUGUCGAUGUUAUCAAAGGAAAAGUACAUUCUACAGGAGAUCGUUAUGGUAAUGCCACACACCCAGUAUGCUACAUCGUCGGAUGGGAUAACAAUAACUAUUUAAAAGAUUUGACCCGCAAGUAUGUUCCGCACUAUAAUACGCAGACUCGUAAGAUUCGCGCCGAAGCUCCUUGGUGGGACAAAGCAAUAAAGCCGUGGCUGGGACCUAAGACUGCCAGGGAUAGGGAAGAAGACGAAUACUUAGAUAAAAUGCAACUGGAAGCUCCACUACCUACAAGUAUUUCAGAGUACAAAAACCACCCGUUAUACGCGUUGAAAAGGCACUUGUUAAAGUUCGAAGUAAUAUAUCCUCCUGAUGCAGCGGUAUUAGGUUUUGUUCGAAAAGAGCCGGUGUAUGCGCGAGAGUGCGUAUACAUCUGUCAUUCAAGAGAAAUCUGGCUCAAGGAAGCGAAAACAGUCAAACUGGGAGAGAAACCAUACAAAAUUGUUAAAGCACGCCCCAAAUGGGAUAGGCUUUCAAAUAAAUUGAUAACUGAUAAACCUUUAGAAAUUUUCGGACCUUGGCAAGUACAAGACUAUGAACCACCAACUGCGGAAAAUGGAAUCGUACCGCGUAAUGCAUAUGGCAAUGUUGAACUGUUUAAGGAAUGCAUGCUUCCUAAAGGAACUGUUCUUCUCAAAUUGCCUAGCUUGAACAGAGUAGCCAAGAAGCUUGGCAUAGAUUGCGCUCCAGCUAUGACAGGUUUUGACUACCAUGGCGGCUGGGCCCAUCCUGUGUACGAUGGAUUCGUGGUUUGCAAAGAGUUUGAGGAAACAAUCACAGAGGCAUGGGUCAAGGAUCAAGAGGAGCAAGAACGAAGGGAAACGGAAAAAAUGGAAGCAAGGGUGUAUGGCAAUUGGAAACGGCUGAUCAAAGGCUUGAUCAUUGGCGAGCGACUCAAAAACAAGUAUGGGUUUGAAAAACCCAAAGCUGAACCAGCAAAAAAGUCUACAGGACCCAGAUUGGUUGUGAAAAAAAGAUCAUAAUAAUAGUGGUUCAACAUUUUAAUAUACUUUAAGUUUACAUCUAAAUGCAUGAAAAUUCGUUAUAAAAGAAAUACUCUGUGGUAACUUGUUACAUUACAAACGAAAGUUGGGCAAGAACAACAACAACAUGCUAAAUGUAUUUUUAAUUUUAAGGAUGUGUUAUUAGGUUUAUUUUUGUCUAUUAAUAUGGAUAUUCAGCUGGAAGUCUUCACAAUGAAAGAUGCAAAAAAUAUUUUUUAACUAUUCUGUUUUGUCAUUAUUGAACUAAACAUCACCGAACAAACUACCUCAAUCUAUGUUUCAAUAUUCCGAUGGUUACCUACAUCUGCACUAAUGAACGUUUGUAUCUCAAUUUCUGCCUAUGUCUAUGUACCUUUAAAUGUUUUUUUUUUAAUAAUUAUUGUCAAAUUAAGAUUUUCAAUUUAUUUGUUUUAUUAUAAAUUGCAAAUGAAUAAAUUUCCCUUUUUUAAAUUGGUUUUAAUUUUUCGUAAUCUUGAUUUGGAUAAAGAAAACACUAGAUGUCGUGUAUUUAUUUAAUAAAAAUUAUAUAACUUAUACAAAUUUUGUUUAUUAAAUAAAAUAAUAAUGCAA